AGGAUGGAUAGAAUGACAGAAGAUGCUCUUCGCCUGAACCUGUUAAAGCGGAGUUUGGACCCAGCAGAUGAACGAGAUGAUGUCCUGGCCAAACGACUCAAAAUGGAGGGGCACGAGGCCAUGGAACGUCUAAAAAUGUUGGCACUGCUCAAACGGAAGGAUUUGGCAAAUCUUGAGGUGUCGCAUGAGUUACCUACUAAACAGGACAGCAGUGGUGUCAAAGGAUAUGAAGAGAAACUCAAUGGGAAUCUCAGGCCUCAUGGAGACAACAGGACUGCUGGGAGGCCAGGCAAAGAAAACAUCAAUGAUGAGCCUGUGGAUAUGAGUGCUAGACGGAGUGAGCCAGACCGAGGAAGACUGACACCCUCCCCAGACAUCAUCGUUUUGUCAGACAAUGAGGCUUCCAGUCCCCGAUCCAGCUCCCGAAUGGAAGAAAGACUCAAAGCAGCCAACCUGGAAAUGUUUAAGGGGAAAGGCAUUGAGGAACGGCAACAGCUUAUCAAGCAGCUGAGGGAUGAGCUGCGAUUGGAGGAAGCCCGACUGGUGCUGUUAAAGAAACUGAGACAAAGUCAGCUACAGAAAGAGAAUGUGGUCCAGAAGACUCCAGUUGUACAGAAUGCAGCAUCUAUUGUUCAGCCAUCUCCUGCCCAUGUGGGACAGCAGGGCCUAUCCAAACUUCCCUCCCGGCCUGGAGCUCAAGGAGUUGAACCUCAGAAUUUGAGGACAUUACAGGGUCACAGUGUCAUCCGUUCAGCAACCAAUACCACCCUCCCACACAUGUUGAUGUCUCAACGUGUUAUUGCACCAAACCCUGCCCAGCUACAGGGUCAGAGGGGCCCACCAAAGCCUGGCCUUGUACGCACCACAACACCCAAUAUGAAUCCCGCCAUCAAUUACCAACCGCAAUCAAGUUCUUCUGUUCCCUGUCAACGCACAACAUCCUCUGCUAUCUACAUGAACCUUGCCUCCCAUAUGCAGCCAGGGACCGUGAAUAGAGUGUCCUCACCACUUCCUAGCCCCAGCUCCAUGACUGAUGCUGCCAACUCACAAGCUGCAGCUAAACUGGCACUUCGCAAGCAGCUGGAAAAGACACUCCUGGAGAUUCCACCCCCUAAACCUCCUGCUCCCUUGCUUCACUUUCUGCCUAGUGCAGCCAAUAGCGAAUUCAUCUACAUGGUAGGCUUGGAAGAAGUCGUACAGAGUGUCAUCGACAGCCAAGGCAAAAGCUGUGCCUCACUUCUGCGGGUUGAACCUUUUGUUUGUGCCCAGUGCCGCACAGAUUUCACCCCUCACUGGAAGCAAGAGAAGAAUGGUAAGAUUCUCUGUGAACAGUGUAUGACCUCCAACCAGAAAAAGGCUCUAAAGGCUGAACACACCAACCGACUGAAAAAUGCUUUCGUUAAAGCCCUACAGCAGGAACAGGAAAUUGAACAGCGAUUACAGCAGCAGGCAGCCCUCUCCCCCACCACUGCUCCAGCUGUGUCCAGUGUCAGUAAACAGGAGACCAUAAUGAGACAUCAUACGCUUCGGCAGGCUCCACAGCCUCAAAGCAGCCUCCAGCGUGGCAUACCCACAUCUGCCCGUUCCAUGCUUUCCAACUUUGCACAGGCGCCCCAGCUGUCUGUGCCAGGUGGCCUCCUUGGUAUGCCAGGUGUCAACAUUGCAUACUUGAACACUGGCAUCGGAGGACACAAAGCCCCCAGUUUGGCAGACCGACAGCGGGAAUACCUUUUAGACAUGAUCCCUCCCCGGUCUAUAUCGCAGUCCAUCAGUGGACAGAAAUAACGCCUGUUCACUUGUACUGCCCCAACCGAAUCCUAUAUCCCUUUUCCUCUCCCAUUGCCCCCAACUCCGUCGCAUGCAGUGCCUGUACUGGUGCCUACCAUACACGGAAAACAAAACAGAAAAACAGAAGACAAAAAAUAGAAAUCAACAAGAAAACACACGCCCUGCCCCACCACCUCCCCUUUAUUUACACUGCUGCGAUCUAUUCUUCUGCCGCUCUGUCUUCUCUCUUCGAUUUUCUUUUAACAGUGAGGUGUGGAUCUUCGCCUCGGAUAGAGGUCGGAAAGAGGUCCUGGGGAAAAACCUUGAAGUCCUCUGACGUGUGUUUCUAAAGUUUGUUUUUAUGCUAUAUAAUUAUUAUCAUUUUUAAUGAUGUUGUGUGUCCUCCCUUUGUUCAGUAGACGGUUAAAUCUUUUUUCAUUUCCCCCCAAUAUUUUUUUUUCUUUCCUUUGACAUAAAUGACAUUCAGUUAAAUGAUAGGAUCACUGCAGUAGGGUCCCCAACUGCCAAGUAGAACCUGACCUGGAGUGUUAGGGGCAAAAGUUUGUAAUGCACUUAACCUGGGUGGGAGGGAGGUGGUGGCAUCUAACAAGGAGGAAUAGCACACCAACUGUGGGUAUUUCUGGGCUGGACAGUUUGAGGGGGCAGUGUUUAGUAUUAAAGUUAGGCUCUAAAAAUGAGGGGAAAGAGCCUGAAGAGAGAAGCUUUAAGACUUAACCACCCUGGAAUUGACUCAUAGAGAAGGGGGAGAAAAGAGUAUGAUGAUGAACAUAAUGUUGAACCAAGGACUGAGACCAGGUCCUGGCCUUCUGGAUGCUAGAGGGUGUUCAGUUGAUCUCCUGACCCCAGAGGAGACACAGAAGUCUAUUUCAGGCCAACUAGUCCAGAAUUACUUUGUCAUAUUUUCUUUGUAAAAUUCUCCUGUUUGCCCACCCAUGGUUGUUUCCCCCCAUACCCUCCAUCCUAAUCUGUCCCCUGUAACCAAGCCCCAUCUGUAAUAUAGAGAAAUUACUAUCCCCAGCCUGAGUUUGUUGGGUGUCCUAAAAGUUGGGGUGGUCAUGAGUGAAUGAAAUUACAAAGGGAGGAAAUAAGAGGAAGGAAGAAGGGCUUUUUCUCCCAUCAGUUGAUCCUCUCCCACUGUUUUCUGAGUGCCAGGAAGUGAAGAUGAGGGCCCCUAAUCAGGUUGGUGUCCUGCGCUGACCCUGCUGCACUAACUGCUCAAAGCCAAACAGCUCAUGUCAAGACCCACUUUGGACUUCAGCUAUAAAAAUAGUUGUCUUCCCCCCCCCCCCCCGUUGGGUUUUUUUUUUUUUUUUUUUUAAAGCGCUACUAAUGUAGAGAAUGAAUUGAAUUGUGCAAUGUUGCUGUUCUGGGGGUUGGGAGGAUUGUGUCCCAUUUGCCCACAUUGUGGGGGUAGGGGGAGGGAACCAGGCUGUUUUGAGGUAAGGGAAACCCCUGAGGCAAGGAUUUCCGCUCUCCUCAUAGUAUAUACCCACCUGCCUCUCAGCUCCAGAAGCUGCCAGGGUGCAGUGAAGGGUUAUUACCCUCAGCAUAGAGGUAUGAGGAAGAAUUUAGCAUUUUUCUCUUGAAAUCACCUGGGGAAGUUCCCCCACUUUUAUUUUUAAAAGUAAUUUUUUGAAGUAAGGCACUUUUAAAUUUAAUAACACAUACACAUACAAACUGCACAUCUUCCCCAUAAACUUUGGGGAUGGGAUGGAAGAAGGAGCUGGAAUCAGGCUCAUUCUCCCCACUCUGGCCACUAUUCCCCAUACCCCAGAGCCACUGUGGGUGAUUAUACUGGCCCUACGGGCCUUCCUGGCUUUUUGUGUCUCCUCCCUUCCCCCAAAUUCAUUGAGCACUUAAUAAAGGAGCAGAGAUGCAGCCUGUGUCUGGGCUCCCCCAGUGGUGAAAUGAUCUGGAAGCUAGACGCUAGUAACAGGUAGUGAUGGGGUCGUUUGGAGUAUUUUUCUGGGGAGUAUGGUACCCCCAACUGUAAGUGGUGGGAGAGGGAGGGGUGGGUAAUGAACUGGGUCUGGGGUUAUUUUAAAAUUAUAUAUAUAUAUAUAAAGAUAUAUUCUUACAUCUUUUCUUUGCCCUUUGUGCUUUGAAAGCACUGGAUAAAUCGUUUGGUUUUGCUUAUCUCUUCCACGAAAUUGGAAGCUUUUUCUUUUUAAUACUAUUUUCCCUACAAAUCAUCUUGCCUUGUGGCAUGUCUGUCUAGCCUCUUCCUCCCCCCAUGAAGAAGUGCCAUUUCUGUUAUGUCUCCCUCUCCCCCAGCUCAGAGGUGCUCAGAGGUACGAGGUGCCCAAGUUUGUCAGUUGAGAUUAAAAGUAAGGAACAGAAAAUGUGCAAUACCGUCGGGCUGGGGCCAUCCCUGCCCUGAGCUGAGUCCCUUCCCUGGGAGCCAGGCCACCUUUGAAUGGGGUUUUGAAAGUAAGAUGUGUAGAGAUGGGGAAUGAUGGGGAAGGAAAGCCUAUAUAUGUGGUCAGUGCCUGUUAAGGUGCUGAGGCAUUAGGGGAGAGGGUGGAGUCUUCCCUGUUUUUAAUCCCCUCAGGGUCAAUUACAUAGAAGCUGCUUGUUGACUAGUAUAGCUCGGUGACCCUUUUUGCUCAAUCGCUGAAAUUUGAUUUCUUACCCUCUCUCCUUACCAUUUUCAUACCCUUCCCAGGGGUUAGUUAUGGGGGUGAGGUUUCCCUAAUCAUGGUAAAGUAUUAGCCUUCCACCCUUUCCUUUCCCUCAUCCCUCUGUCUUCCUCAUUUCUCUACUUUCAUCACGAAUUGCCUUGUGUCCCUCCAAGCCUCUUGUUGCUGUCCAUCCCCAGGCAUUGGGCCCCAUAGACACUAAACCUUAUGCCCUAAAGAUAGAGGGUAGACCAUUUGUUCAGAGUUAUCCUUUAGCCCUGGAACCCAGGGUAAUGCUAGAGUAAGGAUGGCACCAGUUCUGCCUGGCUUCUUUUAUCCCCCUGAGACUUUAAAAGUAGUUUGUGGACAGGGGCUUACCUAGCAGCCUGGAGCGGGUGGCUUAGCAUUACGGCUUGGGUAAAACUAGGGGACAGAGGUCCUUAUUUGUCAACUUUUAAAUUUUUCUCUUCUUUGUCAUUUGACCACAGCAUCUGGACUUCCUCCAUCCCUGGAAUGAGUAUUUUUUCCACAUUUUUGGAUGUAUGUAUGGUAGACGAUUUUUUUUAAGACACAGAUAAAUGUUUUCCUGCUUUGGUUACCUUUCCUUUCCUGUUUAAAAGGAAUUAGCUAUAGAACUGCUUUGUAAAGAUGCUUCUUGAUAUUUUACUUUUGUUCCUUUUUCCCAACCACCCCUUUUCUCCCCCACUCCUCCAGAAGGCAUAACCCUUCUCUCCACAUCCCCCAUCCCCACCCCAGUCCUAGGCUCCUUUCCCCUCCAACAAGACCUUCAUUAGCUUAUGAUAUUUGCUGCCGAGAUGUUAUAACAAGGACUCAUUCGUGUAUAUAAGCUAUUUCUUGAUCCAUUUAAAAGGAAUUGUACAUUGUGUAGAAAAAAAAAACUGAAAAAGAAAAAAAAAAAGCCCUAGCCAUGGAUAUUGUGAAACUGUGUUAUGUCAUUUUGUAAUGUGCCCGUUUGUGUAUGAUCCGUGCAAAAGGGUUUCUGGGGAAGGGGAGGGGGUAGGGAGGCAGGGCUGUGGAGGGUGGGUAGGGGAGUGGGCCGGGCCCAGCACACUGAGACUGGCAGCUGCUCCAACCCCACCCCUCCUUAGAGAUGCCACCUCCCCCACCACCCACCCCUAAUUUGUGCCUUGCCUCCCCACCCUGGAGUAGUCCCUCCGGGUCACCAGCACUGCCUUGGCAGAGCCCACUCCCUACCCUAACCUGCCCACCCUCCCUGCCCCCCAGCAUUAGGUUGAUACUGUGGGGAAGUGCUGGGGCUCGGGAGGUAGCCGAGGAAUGGGGGCAGUUCCCGGGGGCAUUGAAACCAAGUAUUAUUAUGAAUUGUAAUUGUAUUUGCACUGUUUUUUUCCUCUGAUUGCAUCAGCAUAUAUACAAUAUACCUAUAUAAUGAAAUUCAGUGUCAAGCUUUCUUAUGCAAGGGAUUUCCCCCACCCCACCCCCCAAAAUAGAACCUAGUUUCCUGGGUCAUCGAGGGUGGAUUGUUAGGGGACUAUAAAAAAAAGGAUUCUAGCAAGUCAUCCUAAGAAGGCUCAACCUAAGAUGAGCCCCACAUCAUCUGCACACAAUUUUAGGCUUCUUACACUGAGGUAAGACUGGGCUGCUGUCAAAGCUGAGGCUCCUAGUCUGGGCUGUGGAGAGUAGAAAACCACAUACAAAGAGGCAGGGUGGUGGUAGGCUGGAGGCUUUGGGUUCUAGUCCCAAGCUUUCUUGCUAACUUGCUGUGUGAUCUUUGGUACAGUUAAGUUUCUAGAUCUGUUUUCUUAUGUCUGAGAGGGGAGAUAAUCUGGCCAUCGAGGUGAAAGUUCAGAUCCAUGCUUGUUUCCUCCACCUACAAAACAAGAAUUUGAGGUAAGAAGUGUUGGGCUGAAAACCAAGGAGGAUACCAGAGUGGCUGGAGUUGAAGUGGUGGUGCAGGGUCACAGUGCCCUUGCAGAACUGCCAGGCCCCUACUGUUAACUCUUGGCUGGGGAAAGCAGAGUGAUGGCCAGGCCAUCAGUCAGACCUGUGACAUCUGUGCCCCCUUGCCUGGUCAUCUGAGGACAGGCCCCAACAAGCCCCACCCCACACGAGCCACAGGGCCCUUCAGGGUGGUUGAUCGAUGAAUGCCCCAGGUUGGUGAUCUAGAUACACCCUUUGUGAGCUACAGUCUUACAAAAUAGGAGAGCUUAGUUGUAAUCUACAUCUUGUCUCCUUUCCCUCAGAUCUCAUCUGAAACCCCCUAAAAGCAGCUGUCUUACAGUCUGUCUGCUUCAGUGGCCCCAUUUCCCCAUAACCUGGGCUGAGUUAUUCCCACACUCUAGAUUCUUGGCUGGUAAAGCCUGGAGAGGAUAUAGGAUGAUGGGUGAGGCCCUGGUGAAGGUGGAAGGAUAGAUUGGGG
This is a messenger RNA of Condylura cristata (star-nosed mole), 6804 nucleotides long. It is a transcript of the gene GATAD2B, whose product is annotated as GATA zinc finger domain containing 2B. Gene Ontology annotation, molecular function: zinc ion binding; sequence-specific DNA binding. Lineage: Eukaryota; Metazoa; Chordata; Mammalia; Eulipotyphla; Talpidae. The coding region runs from base 4 to 1785 and encodes 593 amino acids. The transcript is spliced from 10 exons. Gene Ontology annotation, biological process: negative regulation of transcription by RNA polymerase II. The record is from RefSeq and is a predicted model, not a curated record. Gene Ontology annotation, cellular component: NuRD complex.